GCAGAGGACCGACCUAGAAGAUCCACAGUCCUGAUUCAAUAUAAUGUCUUUGGAAGAGGUGACGGAUCUCAAACUGAAUUUGCUAGAGGCAAUUACAAACCAAUUUUCCGAGAAGCUCAGAAUCGGAAGUGGUGGCUAUGGAGAAGUUUACAGGGGAUUGCUCAAUGGGUGUGAAAUUGCUGUGAAGAAGCUUUAUCUCAACAAUGCAUCACUCGAUGAUAAGAGUUUUACAAAUGAAUUUCGUCAACUUAUGAAGGUCCAGCAUGAAAACAUUAUACGGCUGAUUGGCUACUGCUAUGAGAUAAAACAUAAGCAUACUGAUUACGGGGGGCAACUUGUCUUCUCUCAAGUUAUAGACCGAGCUCUCUGUUUUGAAUACAUGCCGGAAGGAAGUCUUGCCAAGCAUAUUUCUGAUGAUUCUUGUAUACAUGAUUGGGCCACAACAUACAACAUAAUCAAAGGGACCUGUGAAGGCCUUCAUUAUCUUCAUAGAGGAAGAGGAGAGGGUGGGCAUAUUUACCAUCUAGACUUAAAACCGGAAAACAUAUUGUUGGACAAGGAUAUGGUUCCCAAAAUCACAGAUUUUGGUUUGUCGAGACUCUUUGGUGAAUCAAAGACCCACAAAACAAACACCCGUAUGGAAGGAACAUUAGGAUUCAUGGCACCAGAAUACAUAAAUGAGUGUGCGAUAUCACCAAAGAAUGACGUGUUCAGUCUAGGCGUUAUAAUUUUCUACCUAGUGGCUGGACGAAAGGGCUACGGCGAAUAUUGUGACUCACGGUCCUCUCCCCGGCAAGAAUUCAUUGAUAGAGUACAAGAGUACUGGAAGCAAAGGAUGCGUGCAACGGCACACACCGGAUCGGACGAAACAAACCUA
Messenger RNA from Triticum aestivum (bread wheat), 877 nucleotides. RefSeq names its product putative receptor-like protein kinase At4g00960. NCBI's taxonomy places the organism in Eukaryota, Viridiplantae, Streptophyta, Magnoliopsida, Poales, Poaceae. The record is from RefSeq and is a predicted model, not a curated record. Gene Ontology annotation, biological process: protein phosphorylation. Gene Ontology annotation, molecular function: ATP binding; protein kinase activity.